Molecule: messenger RNA, 1961 nt
Organism: Sitodiplosis mosellana (orange wheat blossom midge)
Lineage: Eukaryota; Metazoa; Arthropoda; Insecta; Diptera; Cecidomyiidae
Product: maltase A1-like
Exons: 7
Coding region: 135-1883 (582 amino acids)
Biological process (GO): carbohydrate metabolic process
Source: RefSeq, a predicted model, not a curated record
AAUGCAGUCACAAGCGAGGCUUUGGUGUGAAAAUAACAUAGCAUUAGUUGAAAAGUUAAAACGGUUUUUAAAUUACACAGUUAGUUCUAAUGAAAAAAAAUUUUUUUUUUCGUAAAACAUCAAAAUUCAUCUAAAUGAAACUUCUAUUCACAUUCAUCGUGUUGGCGAUAUGUUCAGUUUCGGGUCGUAUUCUAAAAAUGGUUGAUGAUUGGUGGGAGUAUGGCCAUUUCUAUCAGAUUUAUCCACGUUCGUUUAAGGAUGGCAAUGGUGAUGGUACUGGUGAUUUGAAGGGAAUCAUCGAAAAUCUUUCAUACCUAAAAACUAUUGACGUGACUGGAGUGUGGUUGUCGCCAAUUUUUAAAUCACCAAUGAAAGAUACCGGCUAUGACAUUUCCGAUUUUCGUAAUAUUGACCCAAUAUUCGGCACACUUGACGACUUUGAACAUCUAAUGGCUCGUUCAAGGGAAUUGGACAUCAAGAUUAUUUUGGAUUUCGUACCAAAUCACAGCUCUGAUCAACAUGAAUGGUUUAAGAAGUCAUGCAAUCCAAACGAUCCAGAUUUUGAAAAAUACAAGGAUUUCUAUGUGUGGAAUAAUGGAAAGCUGCUGCCAGAUGGCACAAGAUCACCACCAAGCAAUUGGCUCAGCGUAUUUACCGGAAGUGCCUGGACAUGGGUUGAAUCAAGACAACAGUAUUACUAUCAUCAGUUCUUGCCAGCACAACCAGAUUUGAACUUCCGAAACCCAGCCGUUCACGAAGAAAUGAAAGAAAUUUUGCGUUAUUGGCUGAGAAAAGGAGUCAGCGGCUUUCGCAUUGAUGCCGUACCACAUUUGUAUGAAUCAGAGGAAAAUGCCGAUGGCGUUUAUGAUGAUGAACCGUUGAGUGGCGCUGACCGCUGUGAACCCGAUGAAUAUUGCUAUCUCAAUCACAUUCACACCCAUGACUUGAACGAAACAUUUGAUCUGGUGUAUGAAUGGAGACGAGUUCUGGACGAAGAUGAAUUUUCCAAUCAAACACGAAUCUUGAUGGCCGAAGCAUACUCACCAUUGGAGCUUGCUUUGAGAUAUUAUGGGCGAGUCGAAAACGGAGAAAUCGUUGAAUAUGGAGCUCAAAUGCCAUUCAAUUUCGAGUUGAUGUCAAACACGUGGAUGGAAACCGGAAGCUAUGGAUACAUAAAAUAUAUUGAAACUUGGCUUUUGAAUCUACCAAAAGGAAAUGGAAUUCAUGCCAAUUGGGUGCUUGGAAACCACGACGGUAGUCGACUUGCAACGAGAUAUAAGCCUUCACGAACUGAUCUGUUCAACAUUUUGCUGAAGACAUUGCCUGGUAUUACGGUCACAUACUAUGGUGAAGAGAUCGGAAUGACGGAUGUGCUCAUUCCGUCGGGUGACAAGCGUGAGGUGGCCCGUACGCCAAUGCAAUGGGACAGCAGUCAAAAUGCUGGCUUCAGUUCGGCUUCACUAACUUGGCUUCCAGUUGCCGACAAUUUCACCGAGUGUAACGUUGAGUUGCAGAGGAACUUGGAUCGUAGCUUUUUGAAAAAUGUUAUUGAAUUGGGAAAACUCAGAAGGACGAAAACUUUGAAGUAUGGCGGGCUACAGCUUGCAGCUGUCGAUGAAGAUGUACUCGUGUACAAAAGACAAAUUGCAGGUGACGCUACCGCUGAUGUGAUCGCUGUUGUAUUGAACUUGGGAACAAUUGAUAAAUAUUUUGAUUUGACAUAUUAUCUUAGUGCAUUGCCUGAGAAAAUGACAGUGUCCGUUGUUUCAAUCCACUCUACAACUAUCAAUCCUGGCGAUUCUGUGGAAACCAACAACCUCAAAGUACCAUCGGAAGUCGGCAUUGUUCUCGUUGGACAAAACAAUUCAAGAUAUUUUAUGUAAAACUUUCAAAUGGCAGAAUCUUAAUUUUUAUAUUCGAAUAUAAGCAAAUAAAGAAAUUCAAUAAGUUUCUAAGGAAAA